CAUUCAAGCCAGAUGGGGAGGCAGGGACAGCUCUGAUCCCUCCCCAACCCGGGUGGAGAUUUCCAGCCCAGCUGUCACAGCUCUAAGACACAGGGACCAAGAGAGAAGCCAGGAGAGGCAGGAAGAGGUGGCAAAGGAGUGCUAGAGAAGAUAAGGAGGCUGAGCGCCAACAGGGAGCAGGGAGGAGGGGCAUCUUGAGACUGGUGCCCUGCGAGCUCCACCCCACCCCUCCAUGCAGUUCCCCAUGGGCCCUGCCUGCAUCUUUUUGAGGAAAGGCAUCGCUGAGAAACAGCGGGAAAGACCACUGGGACAAGAUGAGAUCGAAGAGCUGCGGGAAGCAUUUCUUGAGUUCGACAAGGACCGAGAUGGGUUCAUCUCUUGUAAGGACCUGGGGAAUCUCAUGAGGACGAUGGGUUACAUGCCCACGGAGAUGGAACUGAUUGAACUCGGCCAGCAAAUCCGCAUGAACUUGGGUGGCCGUGUAGACUUUGAUGACUUUGUGGAGCUGAUGACCCCCAAAUUGCUUGCAGAAACAGCUGGGAUGAUUGGUGUCCAGGAGAUGCGGGAUGCCUUCAAGGAGUUUGACACGAACGGAGAUGGGGAGAUCACCCUGGCAGAGCUGCAGCAGGCCAUGCAAAGACUCCUGGGGGAGCGGCUCACCCCCCGGGAGAUCUCUGAGGUUGUCCGGGAGGCUGAUGUUAAUGGAGACGGCACCGUUGACUUUGAAGAGUUUGUGAAGAUGAUGUCUCGCUGAGGAAGUGCUGGAAGCCCCAGACCCUCACCACCUGCUCAACAUGGAGCAAGAGAUUGUGGAGAACCAAAGCCCCAAAGCCCCCUAAAGCAGAGAGGGAGGGCGGCGGGGAGGGAGGGGAUUGGCGUGCAGCGGUAUGCAGGAGGUGAGGCCGAGAGCGGCAGCUUUGCCAGGAUGGGGGCAUCUGCAGAGCUAGAUUAAGAAGGAAGAGUCUCCGGAAGGAAGUGGGAAGCACGGGAGGGUCCAGCGGCCACUCCAGACAUUCCAGUGAUCCCUGAGUCGUUUCACUUCAUGUCCCUCCAAGUCCCUGUGACCUGCCAGAGUCUCUUCCCCAGCUUCCCCUUGGCCUAAACUAGUCUUUUCUCCUGUUGGAUAGCAAAAGGUUCAGCACAUAGUCUCUGCUCUUCCCCUGCCUGCUUCAACUGUUGCAAAGCUCCUGUUUCUCUCUCCUGGUAAGAGAGAGACAAAUUAUACAUUAUUCAGGUGAUGGUUACACUAACAGUCCAGACUUCACCGUGUAACAAAACUGCACUUGUACUCCCUAAAUCUAUAAAAAUA
This is a messenger RNA of Cebus imitator (Panamanian white-faced capuchin), 1309 nucleotides long. RefSeq names its product calcium binding protein 5 (gene CABP5). Gene Ontology annotation, molecular function: calcium ion binding. Lineage: Eukaryota; Metazoa; Chordata; Mammalia; Primates; Cebidae. The coding region runs from base 233 to 754 and encodes 173 amino acids. The record is from RefSeq and is a predicted model, not a curated record. The transcript is spliced from 6 exons.